AUGGCUCCUGCAGUGCCCGCCCCGGGUGAUCCGGAGGCGUACCCGCUGCAGACGCAGCGGAUGUACCUGUCGCACGUGGUGACUCACCAGGUGGACUAUUCACAGCAGAAGUUGACGAAUCACCUGCUGCUGAGGUGUGAGAAGAACUCUGUCCGGCUGCACGCUUGCGUGCAGCCGCCCUACUUGCUGCUGCAGUAG
Molecule: messenger RNA, 198 nt
Organism: Peronospora matthiolae
Lineage: Eukaryota; Oomycota; Peronosporomycetes; Peronosporales; Peronosporaceae
Source: the annotation of a GenBank genome assembly